UGCGCAUGCCCAUUGAGCAUUGGAAGCCAUGUUGAAGUUUCAGUGGCUGGCUGUGCUUUUCUGACGCUGUAUGUUUUUAGGUUUGUUUUCUUCGAUUUUUAGUAUUAGUGACGUUCAACCAUACCAUUCGGAACCAUAAAUUGGAGUUCUAAAGAUGAAUUCCUGCGUCGACCUAUCCAGGCGCAAUCCGCAGGAGGAUUUCGAGCUAAUUCAGCGGAUAGGAAGCGGGACAUACGGAGAUGUCUACAAGGCCCGUAAUGUCAACACUGGGGAGUUGGCUGCCAUUAAAGUCAUUAAGCUGGAACCUGUGAUUAUGAACUCUCCCACUGGUGAGGACUUUGAGGUGGUGCAGCAGGAGAUCAUCAUGAUGAAGGACUGCAAACACUCCAACAUCGUGGCCUACUUCGGUAGCUAUCUCCGGAGGGAUAAAUUAUGGAUCAGCAUGGAGUACUGCGGAGGAGGAUCUCUGCAGGAUAUUUAUCAUGUGACUGGGCCUCUGUCUGAGUCUCAGAUUGCGUAUAUGUCACGGGAAACCCUCCAGGGUUUGUACUAUCUCCACAACAAAGGCAAAAUGCACAGAGACAUUAAGGGAGCAAAUAUUCUAUUGACAGACAACGGCUAUGUGAAACUAGCUGACUUUGGUGUAUCAGCACAGAUCACUGCCACGCUGGCUAAGAGGAAGUCCUUCAUUGGAACACCAUACUGGAUGGCCCCAGAGGUGGCAGCCGUAGAGAGGAAGGGGGGCUACAACCAGCUGUGUGAUAUCUGGGCCGUGGGCAUCACAGCUAUCGAGCUUGCCGAGCUGCAGCCUCCCAUGUUCGACCUGCACCCUAUGAGGGCCCUUUUCUUGAUGACAAAGAGUAAUUUCCAGCCACCCAAAUUGAAAGACAAAGUGAAAUGGGGAAAUAAUUUCCAUCAUUUUGUCAAAUUGUCCCUGACGAAAAAUCCCAAGAAGAGGCCAACAGCAGAGAAACUAUUACAGCACCCGUUUGUGUCACAGCCUCUCAGUCGAACCCUGGCCAUCGAACUGCUGGACAAAUCCAACAACCCAGACCACACCACAUACAACGACUUUGACGAUGACGACCCAGAACCAGAGUCUCCAGUGUCUGUUCCCCAUCGGAUUCGCUCCACCAGCAGGAGCACCAGAGAAGGGAAGACGCUGUCUGAGAUCAACUUUGGCCAGGUGAAAUUUGACCCUCCGCUGAGGAAGGAGACAGAGCCCCAUCAUGAGCCGCCUGACUCUGACCCGUUUUUGGACUGUGCAGAAGAGCUGUACUACACUGCGAGAUCUAAUCUGGACCUUCAACUGGAGUAUGGACAGGAAUCUCCAAGCCUAAUGGGAGAAAACAAGAGUCUUCUCAAAUCAGUGGAGGAGGAGCUUAAGCAGAGGGGUCACAUGACACAUUUAGAGGCCGAUGAUGAUGGUGGUGAUGAUGGUGAUGAAACUCAACACAAACACAGUACCAUCAUGAGGCCCAAAGUCCCACCCCCACUGCCCCCCAAGCCCAAGUCCAUCUGUCUGCCCCAGGAGAGCCCGUCCCAGGGAGAGGAUGAUGGAGGGGGGACCAUCAAGCGCUGCCCCGUACCCGAGAGCCCUGCCCGAACCUCUUCCUCAAACGUACCCCCACGCCCUCCACCCCCACGCCUGCCCCCCCACAGACGCAGUAGCCUAGGUAAUGGAUUGAACUCUCACCAGAAUGGAGAGAAGGACAGUGCUACAGAGAGGCAGUCCACCAUGCCCCCUAGUGUCCCCAUACGGAAAGACAAGAAGGACAUUACGAAGCCUAUCAGUAAUGGCCUCCCACCCACACCCAAGGUCCAUAUGGGGGCCUGUUUCUCCAAGGUGUUCAACGGCUGCCCGUUGAAAAUCCACUGUGCCACGUCCUGGAUCAACCCAGACACCAGAGACCAAUAUUUGAUAUUUGGUGCCGAGGAGGGAAUCUACACUUUAAACCUGAACGAACUGCACGAGACGUCCAUGGAGCAGCUCUUUCCCCGCCGGUGCACUUGGCUUUAUGUUAUGAACAACUGCCUGCUCUCUAUAUCUGGAAAAGCCUCUCAGCUCUACUCUCAUAACGUAGCUGGUCUGUUCGAGCAUGCCCGGCAAAUGCAGAAGUUACCCAUGGCCAUUCCCACACACAAACUCCCAGACAAGAUGAUUCCACGGAAAUUUGCCAUAUCCAAUAAGAUUCCAGACACAAAAGGGUGCCAAAAGUGCUGCGUGGUGAGGAAUCCCUACACGGGUCACAAGUACCUGUGUGGUGCAUUCCAGUCCAGUGUGGUUCUGCUGGAGUGGGUGGAACCCAUGCAGAAGUUUAUGCUCAUCAAGAACAUCGACUUCCCCCUGCCCUGUCCCCUGGAGGUGUUUGAGAUGCUGGUGGUGCCGGAUCAGCAGUACCCGCUCAUCUGUGUGGCCGUCAGCAAGGGCAUCGAGCUCAGCCAAGUGGUCCGCUUCGGCACGGUCAACCCCAACUCAACCUCCUCCUGGUUCACAGAGGCCGAUACGCCCCAGACUUGUGUUAUCCACGUCACCCAGUUGGAGAGGGACACCAUCUUAGUUUGUCUGGACAGGUGUAUAAAGAUAGUGAACCUACAGGGAAGGUUGAAGUCCAGCAGGAAGUUGUCUGCUGAGCUGACGUUUAACUUCCAGAUCGAGGCGAUAGUGUGUCUCCAAGAUAGCGUUCUGGCAUUUUGGAGGCAUGGCAUGCAAGGGCGGAGUUUCAAAACCAAUGAGAUCACCCAGGAGAUCUCUGAUAACACGCGGAUCUUCAGCCUGCUUGGAUCUGACAGAAACUCUCAGCACGACAGUUCAGGGCAGGAGGGAGCCGCCAGUCUGCCCAGGUAUACUCACUGCUCCCCGGGUCACUCCAGGCCUCACCUAGCCUACAAGCUUUCUGAUCCAUGGAUGUCCCCUGUGGGGACCCUGGAUUUCAUCCCAUCUGUGUGUGUGUGUGUGUGUGUGAGGGGGUAACUGGGACUCUAAUGUUCCAAUUUUGUCUGAACCUAUUGGUUUGGAGUUUGAUGACAUCUUUUUGUUUUUAACACACUUUAAAGUAACUGUCCACUGUUUCCAGAAUGUAUUAAAUAUGACCUAUAAUUCAUUACAAUAUGAGUGAAAUAGUCCUUCCAAAAUGUUUUAAUAGAGUAUAUUAAAAAGCAGCUUCUCUGUGUUGGAAUGGUGUGUGUGUGUGUACCCCAACAGCAAAAUAAUGUGGCGGUAUACCAGUCGUUAAAAAUAUUCAUGCAGGUAGACCACAGAUUGGCCAGCUCAUCCUCUGAGGAAAUGGCAAGCAUUUGACCUGUACUGUAUGUGUUUUUUUGUGGGGGUUUUCUCUCCAAGUUAUGCUUUGGCACAAAUGAGAACAGGAUGAUUCAACAACAUUGUUUGGGUAUCAGUUAACAGAAUAUGAACUUUUAAAAGUUUGAUUUUCACUGGACAGUUACUUUAACACAUCUCCCUCAAUGUUUCCCCCUGCUGGGUUACUCUGGUAACACCACCUACUGGGAGUAAACCUAUGAUUGCGGAAAGGGUACUCUGGUGGCCAGUGCAUGGAAGUGUCAGGGUUUCUUAUUCAUAGAGUUGGAAUGGAUGCUUGGCAAGCUUACUUUUUUCUUGGGUCAGUGACUACUCUGUUACAGCACUUUGACCUUAACAUGAUGGACUUUACCUAUGGUGCUUGAGUAGUCUAUUGGUAGGAUUUGGGAUUGUGCAUGUGGGGGGGUGUUGGAGUCUGUUGGUGUGUGAAAAUGCAUUUUCUGUUUGUGAGGCUUACAUUUGUAAUCCUCCUGGUCCCCUCUGGGACAUAUAUUUUCACAGUGUGAGUCUGAACUGAACCUGUGUUUCAGAGUGGUGGUGCUGGAAAGCAGGCCGACCGACAACCCCACAGCAGCCAGCAACCUCUACAUCCUGGCUGGACACGAGAACAGCUACUGAUCACACCACACAGCAUCUUGGUUACACAAGACACUACAGACAGACUACUGCUUUAGCUUCACAGGAGACUGAUCCUUCAAGGGUCCACUUCCAAAUUGCCUCUUACUUCCUUUUAACACCUAUAUUUAUUGUGGCAUAUAACAAAGAACUGGAUGACUUCUAUAUGAUUUCAUUUUAGAAUUAAGUGUUGCCACCACUGCUAGCAUCUUAGCCCAUACCACACAAGUGCUUAAUUGACCUCUAUUUAAUUGUAAAUAUAAAUGUAGUAUUUUUUUUGCAGAAAGGGACCCUGGCUACUCCAGGGUUGUAAACUAAAGACUGGUCAUGUAGAUAGGUGUUCUGUACCGGUAUGGAGACUGUAAAGAUUUAAAAGGGUGGUUUAGGGGGUCAGUUUGAGCACUAAAAAUGACUUCUUGUUCUCUAAUCAUGUGACAAGGGACAGGAUUUGAUCCCCUCUGAGGUUUGGCUAAGUCUGAGCAGAAAGGAAGUACCACUUACUGGUAAUGUCAUUCUGCACGCAUCAUCAUCCCAAAUGUGGGAACUCCCUUUGUAGUUCGCUUUGAGAAAUAUCUAAUGGGAGAUCAAACAUUUCAUUCUUAGCUUCCAUUUAUAACUCUAUGAGAUGAACAUUUCAAACUGUUUUAAUUGCAGGCUUACUUCCCAGCUAAGUUGUAUGCUUUUUUUAAUACUGUGGGAUCACUGGUGUUAAAAUUUGCACAAAAAGGUAUUUGAAGAAAAGAAAAGUGCCGUUGUAUGUAACUGUAUAUGUGCUUGUAAACUUUAAGUAUACAUACAUAUGUUCUCACAAGCUGUGACACAGGGGUUGCAUUAGCAUAGGUAGAAUUAUUAUGGAACACUCACUGAACAUUACUGAAAUACCAUAAUGAGACUGUGGAGGGAGAAAUGUCAAAGGUCAAACUUAAACGGACUCUAGCGGUACUGUUUUGAUCACCACCAUUUCAUCAUGUAAUUCUCAAUGGUAAUAUCGAUCAUAUACACUAUAGUCAAAUGGACAAAACACAUUCCUUACUGUUGGACUCAGUGAAGAUGUAAAAAGUAAAAAUAUGAAUGUUACAUUUUUUUUGUAAUGUAAUGCCAAAAUGUGUUCUCGAUUAAUGGCCAAAAUUAGUGCGGUGUCUCUACCUCGUGCAAUGUUGAACAAAAGGAAACGAGUUGUGUAGAAGAGGAAAAAAGUCAGUAAAAACACAAGAUUCAUGUUGGUUUUAAUUUACACAGUAGGAAUGUGUAAUGAUUAUGGACUAACUUCCUUUCUGGCGCAUUACCAUUUUCAUAUUGCAAUGCACAUUAUAUAUUGUAUAUAGUGUAAAAUAAAAUCUGUUGGUUUUACAUACUGUAUAAUUGCCUAUAUUUUGUUUCAAAUGUGUAACAGAUUUAUGAAACAAGUUAACACAUUAAAAGAAGGAACUGAA
This is a messenger RNA of Oncorhynchus tshawytscha (Chinook salmon), 5367 nucleotides long. RefSeq names its product mitogen-activated protein kinase kinase kinase kinase 3. Lineage: Eukaryota; Metazoa; Chordata; Actinopteri; Salmoniformes; Salmonidae. The transcript is spliced from 35 exons. The coding region runs from base 155 to 2974 and encodes 939 amino acids. Gene Ontology annotation, molecular function: ATP binding; MAP kinase kinase kinase kinase activity. Gene Ontology annotation, biological process: protein phosphorylation. The record is from RefSeq and is a predicted model, not a curated record.